CACAGAGAAAGUAAAGAGUCCGUCCAACGAAGAAAACCAUAAUCAGGUAAUCAGGCAGACAUGGCUCCCAGGAAAAGGACUACCAAACAACGGAAAAACAACCCCAAGACGGCCAAGCUGGAAGCUUUUCUGGAGGAUUUUGACAGCGAGGUGAAGACCAGAGUUGGUCAGCUGAAAGAGAAGCUCAACCAGCUGCUGAAAAAUGUUGACAACAGCUACAACAUGGCACAAAUUAAGCUCCCCAAGGCUGUCCGUCAAAUGGUCUGGUUGGAACAUUUCAGGGCUGAGAAACCAAAGUCACCAGAAGUGGAUAAUACAAAGAGAGAAGAGGAAGCUGCUAUUGUUGACAGUGUUGUGGCUGAGGACCACGCAGUCCUUCUGAAAUCAGUCAAGAAAACGUCAAAGAAAAAGGGUGCAGCCAGUUGCAGUUCGGAGGAUGAAAAGACCCCGGCCACAACAAGAAAGGGCAAAGCAACAAGGAAACCUCCAACUACAUCAAAAAGAGCAAAGGCACUGACAAUCAGCAAGCAGAACAACUCCAUCAGACGAUCGACUAGGAAGCCGUUGGUCACUCCUGCCAGGAGUAUGCUGGAUUCUUCUUUUAUGAUGGGUCCCACUCCUCUCAUUACUCCACGCUUCGACCCAAGGCUUCCUAAGACCCCUGCUGUGAGGAUUCCCCGCCACAAAGAGAGGGUUUAUAGCAUUUCAGUCAACGGCUCUCCCAUUUCAGCAGGAAAUGAGGACAUUGUCAUCAACGUUCCCAUUGGCAACGGAGAGAGCAUUCAGUUAUUGGCCAGUCAGUUGGACUCAGUGGACCUGUCUCUACUGGAUGAGACCGCUCUGACGAGCAUUCGGCUGCUGCAGAAUCGCCUUACAACCCUGUGUGGAACAUCAGAGUGACCUAACCCUCUUCUGUCGACUUGUACAUUAUUUUAAAGACAUUUUAUCUAUAUUUUAAAGCUUUGCGUGCUCUGCUGUGGUUUUACUUAUAGGUGAGAUAAAUGGGGGUUAUUUUACCAUUUGUUUUAUUCAUUUACUUUUGUAAUAUAGUCCUUACUAACUUCUUUCCUAAUGCUUUUCAAGCAUUAGGGUCAAUCCUUGGGGGAAUUCUGUCUAAUGUCCGUCUCAUUUUAGUGCUUUUCCAGUCUUUUAUUCCUGUUGGCCAGUCAGACUUGUAAAGUUUGGAUUUUAGUUGUCCUACAAGCCAGUUAAUUGAUAGGUCUGUACUCUGCAAAUAUGAUUUACUGUUCAUUCUUUGAUUUGUAAGUACACUCUAAUCUUACAUUUAUUGUGUUUUUAUUUUGUCAUUGUUGAAUCAACAAUUUAUCCAUGUACAUAGAUCACUCUUUAGCUACAAAACUAAGGAUUCUGACCUCAGCUUUCAAUUGUGUGAUAUGGUUUAUUUGGGAUUGGAAUGUGUUGGUUGAUAAGAGUGUGGAUGAGUAGCUUUAUCACAAGAAAGCCAGCCAUGUCAUCAUUUAAUAUGAUUCUGUAAUUAUGUGUUAGUAGAACAUACAGGACAGGUUUUGUCUUUUUGGGAAAAUAUCUUCAAGCUGUACCUUUACAUGGUGACCAGUAGGUGACAGCAUUUCACAAUAAAAGCUUGCUUGUCUGGCUUAGUCAGAGCAGCCUCUUCUGACAGUUCAGAUUUUUUCUCCAGUUGUAACCUGUCCUCAGUAUUAAGUCUGUGGUCAUUAGACCAGAAAUGUAAGUAAAACCCUUUUUCAGAACUUAUUUCUUCUGCUGAUGAUCAAGAAAACUAACACUCGCAAUCUUUGAUAUUCACUUUAAGAACCUUAAACACAGUAGGCCUACUAUAUUGUAGUUUUGAAUACUUUGAUGUACAUCAGGGGGGACAAAAUCUAUAUCACAGUUUUCUUGUUCUGCACCACACUGCUGAGCUUUGUUUAGUUUAUGGUAGCAGAGGGGGUUAAUAAAUAAAGUGGCUCUACGGUG
This is a messenger RNA of Sander lucioperca (pikeperch), 1956 nucleotides long. It is a transcript of the gene cdca8, whose product is annotated as cell division cycle associated 8. Gene Ontology annotation, biological process: mitotic sister chromatid segregation. The record is from RefSeq and is a predicted model, not a curated record. The transcript is spliced from 14 exons. Bases 61 to 900 code for a protein of 279 amino acids. NCBI's taxonomy places the organism in Eukaryota, Metazoa, Chordata, Actinopteri, Perciformes, Percidae. Gene Ontology annotation, cellular component: spindle midzone; chromosome passenger complex; chromosome, centromeric region.